AGAGCCGAAAGUAAACUUUCAGCUUACUUUGUAAAGUCUUCAGAAUACAACGGUACUGUACAUUCUUUUUUAAAAAUAUGCCAAUUGGUAAAAAUUUAUAUGAUGUUAGUGAUGCUUUUUUUAUGUAGUCCUUGUACGCUUGAGAAAUUCUUUUCGAAUGUACGGUUCAGAAGCUGCCAGGGGUAUGUAGAGGAAAAGAAAGGAUAAAUGGGCUAGAAUUGUGUUAUGGAAAGAAGUUUCAACCUAUUCUUGGAUUGCAAAUUUCAGGUGUGAAACUAUGACAAAUUAAGAAGAUGCUGAUGUGUUACACAACAUUCAGAUGAUUGAUAGGAAAAAACACUAAGUGAAAACAAAAGAUGGCAGAUGGCAGUUACAAAUGCCAUGAUUGCCACAUGACUUUUGGGACACUGAACCUUCUUCAGAAACACAAGCAGAAGUUCUGUGUCGGAGGUUUGGUCGGGGACCCUGAUAGUUUACGUCUGAGAAAGGGCCUACGGUCAGCAGAUGACCCUCCACCCAGACAGUACACCCCUGAGGAGAGGCCAUUAUCAGGAGGGGAGAAAUUAGAGUCCAAGGUACGCCAACUCCAGGCUCUAAAAGCCAAUCGAGAAAAAAGUCGAGAUAUUCGGAACUUGCAAGAAAGGAUUCUAUUGGAUUCCUUAGAAGACACAAACAUCCAGUUAGGAUACCCUCAGUUACAAAGGAGUAGGAGCAGGCUCCCCCUAUCCAAAGACAGAGAUGUACAACAGCUGCAGCUCGAGUAUGAAAUGCUAAGAGAGAAGGAACUAGUACACAAUUCGGAGCCUGGUUAUGGACGAACCAUCUCCCCACUGGGGAGGGAUUCUCGUCUAGACAAUUAUUCCCCCAUGUCUAACACUAGCAUGAGCAUUCAUCUCCCAGACGAUGAUUACCAAAAGUACAAUCCCAACCAAGAUGCACAACUCAAGCAACUAGCAGAGAAUCAUGGGAGACAGAUGGAGUAUCUCCAGCUACGAAACCGAGACCUGGAGAAGCAGAAGGAAGAUAUACAAAGAAGGUUGGGAGAACUUGGAAACAAGACUCGCCCCACUGGUGGGGAGGACUCGUCUCAGUUAUUGGCUGAGCUGAGGGCACAGGAGGAACGCAACCAGAAGUCGCUGGAUGACCUCAAACGUCAGUUGUACGAUAUCAACCACCAAAGACUUAACAUAAUAGAGGUCGAUAAGGGCCACCCUCCUCCUCCCCUCCCUCUGCCCCCUCCCCCUCAGCCUGAAACUGGGAGAAAGUCGUACGUUUAUCCCAUCUACUAUGGUAACUCCAUGGUAGCAGAGAUCAGUGCCAUAAGGCAGGCGUACCUACAGAACGGUGGCAACGAUCCUGACAUCCUCCACCAGAUGGCGCAAAUGCAAGCUGAGGCACAGAACAUUGAGGAACAGAUGAAGAAACAUGGAUACGACAAUCGGCAUAGAGAGAAGAAAGACAACACCCAGAUCACUCAGCUGGAGUUGGAAAAUGAAAGGCUUCACCGGGAAUUGAUGCUUUUACAAGAACAGAACUUUUUAGCACGUGAAAAGAAGAAAACCGAUCGAGAAGAGGAGCUGGAACGUCAGCUUCGUCAACUGAGGGAGGACCAGCUAAGGAAAAUGUACGAGCUUCAGAAUGAAAUCAACUUGCUUAAGAACCGCCCACCAGCAGAAAUUACAGUACGCCAAAAUCCACCCCCUCCCCCAAAAAAUGCUGAUACACCCUGGCUCUUACAGAGACCUUAUGUAGAAGUGGAACCAAUGGCACCCUAUGACCAGUAUGCUGGUUUUGUGAUUUUCUAUGACCUUGUACUGAAUUUGGAUCAAAGAGUGACUGCCUGCAGAUUAAUUGUGGGCCUGCAUGGAGUGUCUGCACAAAUGGGGGAGCCCACACUAAUGCCCACAGUUUACACAGAGCCUGUCACUCGAGGAGGAGCUUAUGGAACAAGCUCUACCAAUGCAAUAAUUGGGGCUAGACAGCCUGUACCAAAAUGCCCACCAGAUUCAGAUCUUGGAAUUGUCGUAGAGUUACAAACAUCUGGAGGACCAGGAUCUGAUUAUGACCAGCACAGCCUUAUUACGAGAGCCUGGACUAAGCUUCCUCUCUUUGAUGGCAGGGGACAGCUUCUUGCAGGAAAGUUCCGCAUUGCCUUCAGAAAUGUUCCCAUUAAACCUUAUCUUCAUCCUAGUCAACUUCAAAAUAUAGAAAAGUUUCAGGAUGCAGAGCUGUACUACCGAGUGGUCAACAUGAGGGACAUGGAGGUCCAAUCUCUGGCCAACAUCUCUCCAGCCAACUUUAACCAGUAUCGCCCUCCUGCAAUCCCCCCACCAGGCAAACCUUUCUCGCCUCGUGCCCCUCCCACUGCAUCAACUGGGCUAGGAAGCUUUCAUAGUCACAUUCCUGGCUCUCUGCACAAACCACUCCCUCCUAACUUUCCCCCACCAGCAAGAGUUACGUCCCCUGAAUCCCAGCUGUCCAGAAGCCCUGAUCUAGAACAGUACGAUACAACUUAUUGUACCCCUGUCCCCACACCUCCUGCUGCUGUGCCUGUCGCACCUGCACCUAGCACACCUCGCACAGCACGCCCAGUUCUUCCCACUCCUCCCUCGGAGAUUUCUGAGAAGCCGCAGAGCCGCCAGGAACGGUUACCAAGUAUCCAGCCUGGCAAGGUCCAGCCACAGGAUACAACAAUAGGAUUCCAGGUUGAUCGCGUGAAACACGCGGAGAAUGGGGAGGGGAAGGUCCGCAUCACUACAUAUUACGCCUCCACUGGAAAGAUUGUACAGUCGUCUACUAGUCCUGUAACCUGCAGUACAACUGCAGUCAAAUCAAAUUUCAAACAUGGCUACCACAUCUUUGGACAACAGGAAGCCACAUUUAGUGACAUAGACUUGCAAGGUGAUAUGGUUGUUAUCGCACGUUUUUACUUACGGAAAAGGCAGACAGAUUUGUCAGAGUUUGCAGCAGACCCAGCAAAUGAGGCCACACUGUACGAUGAGGAGACUUUAGUCGCCUGGUCAGCGAUUCCCCUGGUUCUGUGUGCUGAAAAUCUCAGUGUAAGGGGAAGAAGAAAUUACAAUCCCAAAACAAUGCAGAUCAACACUGGCACUCACACCCUGAAGUUAUACUCGCCCCCCGUUCCUGAUCCCAGCCGGAUCCCAUUUGACGAGAUCCCAGGUAAUAACGACUGGAGGAGGUAUGGUAAGGGGACCCUUAGAAUCAACAUUUUCCAGGGAAAUCCCAGACCUGGCUCCCUAACACCCAGUGACAUGUCAGAAGAUGGAGAGGAAGUUCUUCCAGAAUAUUCAUGGUUGCCAUGUGAACGAUCCAAGCCCUGUCGAGAUCCCUUCUUGUCUGGAGAUGGUUUUGAUGUUUAUGUGGACGGUAGCAGAUAUUUACCAGACUCGGUCACCUUUACCAAGGUGGCAGGACGGGUGCUGGACAGGAAAUAUGAGGUCCAUGGAAAGGACAUCAAUGCCACUGUCAAACUGGACAGCGACAUUUAUAAUCCUGUGUACGAGACUAAAACAGAGUUCAGAGAAAAUAACAUCCCACCAUCAGCAACCAUUUUGUUCAAGGUUUACACUGUGGACAAUUUCUACAAACAGCUGACUGUGGUUGGUUAUGCCACUCUCAAUGUGUUUGUAGAAUCUGGAACAGAAAGACAACCCACCAUAGACAAACCGGGACUACAGGUGUCGCUGAAUGAGGGAGCCCAUCAGUUGAGGUUGUACAGCCAGGGACCAAACGGAGUGGAUCCACUCACAGAGUCCAUUAUCAGGGACGCUGGCAUCAGAUAUGUUCCCUGUGCCUCCCUGUUAGUGAGACUGACCAGAGUUGCUAAAGGACCAUCUGGAAAGGCCCUGGAGCAAAGUAAAGUUCCACAAGCUGAUUGGUUAAGACUAGGUCUAUACCAACCAAGACCCAAGUACACGGACAGGAUUUACUACUCAACUAAAUGCAUGCCUUCCAAAGGAGAGAGCAAGCUGUUCCACUCCAUGAUGAGGCGCCCUGCCAUCAAAAUCCGUGACGCAGUGGCCAAAAUAGCCCAAGCCAAGGAGAGCUUCUACCGCAAUGAUAAAAACUUGGACGAGUACAUCCGAAACAAACUUACCAAGGGAGACAACAAGCCUCUGGACAUUGAUUUGACAUUCAUAUGUCAGUACAGUGCUAAACAGGGAAUAAAGGUUGCUGUUGAUGGUGCAACAAAUUUGCCGUGGACAAACUUCACACAUGCUCACAUCUGUUUAAAUCCACCAGGGGCAUUCUACAUGGGUGCUCCACAUGCCACCUAUGACAAGUUGGUGUUCACAGAGUUUCUGGACCUGAAAUCCACCAACACCUCACCGCAGUGGAGAGAUGGAUUCAAGCAUUUCUCCUCCAGGUCCUACCAUCGCUUCCUCACAGUCAUCGUCCACCUUCAGGAAGUCCAAGUCACAGUGGCCAAAGAGAACUACAAGUAUGGAUUACUGGAACAGGCAUGGACCCCCCUCCAGGCGUUUACAGACAAUUACUGCUAUACCUCAACCUUCCAGCUCCCCCUGUUUGACGGAUCUCCGUCCCCUCAGAUGCUGAAACAGCUAGCCCGGGAACCGUGUAAAGACUGGAUGGAGAGGAACAUCCGCAGCGGGACCAUCCAUUUGAUAGAGGGAGCCUCUGUAUAUAUUCGUCUGGCUGAUGCUAGAAGAGACGAUGAAUUGGCUGGGGAUGUUCCAGGGAACAAACUGCUUGAAGUGAACACGGACUAUAUUCCCCCUGAAAUGGAGGAUAAAUACGCAAGGGAACGACCUGGAAAGCCUCUCGAGUCCAUGGUUCCUCAAGGGAAAACGGCUGAGCAGUUCGUGGAUGGACUUUCCAUAAAAUUCAAAAAUUUGGUGUACAAACUUUAUGAGGAAGGAAAUGUGAAGUAAAAAAGAAUCAAAGCCAACAGCUGAUAUUGUUGCGUGACCUCUGCUGACCUCUGCUACUUACCGAGCACAAAUUUAUCUGCAUUUACCGAAACAUUAGACGAGUACGACAGAAAUUCUCAUCAGUGCUUUAUUUAUUUGUGUACUGUAUUACACAACAUUUUCAUCAUCUGUUUUUAGGGUUUGCUAUGUCACUUUUCCAUUGUUAAUACUUUGACUGUACAACCUUUCCAGUGUCAAUUUAGAUGUUUAUGUAAAAAAUGUACAUUUCCUAAGAUUUUUUGUACAUCAUUACAUUCAAUUUAUUUAUUGACAUUCAUAAAUUUAGACGUAGAUAGAAAAAUACCUGUGCUAUUUCUUAUGACAUGUACAAUUUAUGUGAUGUGUUAUUUUGAUAUUUCAUUUACACUUUAGUUCCGUCCAUUAAGCUGUGUAUGUAUCAUCAUUAAUUUAUAUUUUUGUAUAUCAUUGAUUUAUACAACUUUAUUUGUAUGCAUCAUUGUUCAUUCAUAUUCAACAUCUGAAUCGCUUUUUACAAUAAGAUUUUUAUCACAUUCUUGUUCAGUAGACGUGUUCUAUGAAUUGUAGAUCUCAAAUUGUUCUCUAUAUUGUAGAAUCAUUUUAAUUCCUGGGGGCCAAUGUUUGUGUGUAAGUAAAAUUUUGCUAGUUCAUGGGGACGUAAUUUCAUGGGUAAGCAAUACAAUGUCACUAGGAGAGAUAAUCCUACUUGGUUUAAAAAUGUUCGAGGACACGUAAAUUCGUGGGUAAGAAUGACCCACGAAAUCCACGAACAUCAAUCCCCAAGAACAAUGAUGAUUCCACAGUACAUUGUAUGUACUUGUGUGUGAUAAGUACUUCUAAGUUAUACUUGUGUUUUAAUGGGUUGAAUAACAUUUGUAAACAUCCGUCCUUUAUUGACUGUGAUAUUACUAUACACACACCCACACCUGUACAUAUAUGUCAGAAAAUAAGUUAAUUUCACGAACCAAUCAAAACUUGUCUAUUAGUCUCCAUGAUUUUUUCCUGUGUAACUUUUAUAGAGACCUGUAGGGAUGCUAAAGAAACUUCCAUAAGAUGUGCUUACAACAUACUGUGCUACAGAUAAUGUAUAUAAAAUCAAUCUCCUGUUAGACAAGGGUCGUCAUGCACCAGACCUAUAAACACUAAUUGUGGUAGCAUAUUACUACCACAUUGUUAAGGAUUAAUACUUGUUAGUAUUUUGUAGAGACUGACAGGCAAUGUGGCUUCACAAAUACAGAAACUUUUUAAAACCAUUGCCUGAAUUUUUUUAGACUUAACAUCAAUAUAGAAAUAGAAAAAAAUGAAAUGUUUUGUCUAAAUGUGUUAAUUUCAUAUAUGAAAGCAACUUUUCAUGAAUAAAUCAAAUGAUACAACUACUCUUUCCUUUGAUAUAACAGGAACAUUAUAAAAAGAAUUUAGUUGGUUUAGGACUCCUUUUUUGGUUUGGCACGGAAUAAAGAAUUUGUACACAUUA
Messenger RNA from Ostrea edulis (European flat oyster), 6405 nucleotides. RefSeq lists its product as uncharacterized. Lineage: Eukaryota; Metazoa; Mollusca; Bivalvia; Ostreida; Ostreidae. The record is from RefSeq and is a predicted model, not a curated record. The transcript has 33 exons. The coding region runs from base 357 to 4913 and encodes 1518 amino acids.